UCCACCCUCAUUUUCGGCCAAGGCUCAUCAAAACGAGAGGAAACCCCCUGAAAAAUACAUCCUCCAUAUCCAAGAACAAAGCCCAAGCAAUAGGAGUCCAAGGAGGAAGAUUAUAGAAGGAAAAAGCUAGGAAAAGGUGUGAAAACUAAGGAACUUGUAAAGGGUAUUUCAAGUGAUUUCACAAAGUUGGAAAAGUCGCCAGAGUCGUCGCCGGAGUUGACCAAAAGUCGCCGGAGUUUCACCGGAGUUCAACCAAGAAGGGUAGAACUUCAUAACGCUAGUUCAAGGUUGAAGCUAGAGCUUGCUACUUGCACCUUCUCACGGGCGAUAUCGCAUCAGGAAGACGUGAAAUGGAGGGCAGGCGAAUGGGGACCCGGAACAAUCCGAGGGGGCAGGCGCCGGUAGCAUCCCAAAGGGGAAGCCGGGCUGCAUCUCGGGGUUCGAGAGGAGGCCGUGGAGGCCGUGGAAGCCGUGGAGGUCAUAAAGCUCAAACUGUGAGUGAUGGCCAUGUGAGCUCGGUGUAUGAAACCAACACUGAGGACUAUGACUCAACCUACGUUCCAGAAACGGAGCAUGAGGAGACCCCGUAUGACGGGGGUGACACAUACACCGAUGAUGAUGAUGAAGAGAGUGAUGCCAAGUUCGCCCAAAUGGGCGAAUUGCUUGAGUGGUAUCAAAAAGAAAAACUGAGGAGAGACCUUAGGCGCCAAGCAAGGCGUGGCUCUCACGGUGGUUCGGGUCAAGGAAGCCGGGGAGCUUCAAGGGCCACUCCCGCGGCGUCACAUGGUGGGUGUGAAGGUGGUUUUUGUGUGAGAAUCUCCAAGUACCUCAAGGAGGCUAGGGCCUUGGGGUGUAAGUCCUUUGACGGCACCGGUGGUUCGGCUAGAUGCUUUUUUUUGUAAAUUCAAUAAUUUUAUUAUUUUAUGUUUAAUUAAGUAUAUUGCGCUUCAUGGCGAUAUUAUCGCACUAUUGGUCAUAUUCACUGCAGUACAAACUUUCUUAAUGCAUUCAUUCUCAUUGAAUAAAUUAUUUUUUCUCAUUGAAUAA
Messenger RNA from Cuscuta epithymum, 1047 nucleotides. The record is from the annotation of a GenBank genome assembly. Lineage: Eukaryota; Viridiplantae; Streptophyta; Magnoliopsida; Solanales; Convolvulaceae.